CUAACUGAGCCGCCGAGGAAGGUAUAAAACAGCUGUCACACCCACCCCUCUUUCAUGGCCGAAGCUACUCAUACCCCCCAGUCAUCGGGGUGGCGGAUAUCCAAAGCAUGCCAAGAGUGUAGGAAGAGGAAGAUCAAAUGCAAUGGCAGCAAUCCAUGCAAAACCUGUCAACUGCGUAACACCCCCUGUAUCUAUAGGGAUGUUAUCCGACAACGCAAGAGGAAACCCCGAGGUAUGCGUGAGAGUGAAGCAUUUGAUUCCGAUGGGGCAACGCGCUCUGAGUAUGGAGCUGGCCAGCAGUCCCCCGGAUUACCGCCGCGGCGGAACCCAUCAGGGAACUAUACUAUCAACAGUAGUGUUUCAGCCACACAUGUGGAAUCUCCAUCAUGCAGAGUUCAACUAUACUAUGGACCAACAUCACAUUUUGCCCUUAUGCACGAAAUAUACAGAGAUCUCGUUUCUAAUCAAACGCUGGGCUUGGAAAAGUCUCAUGGCGAGGUUGAAGAGGCGAAAGCAAGUUUGGAUAUGUUCAGCUUUCGUCGCAUCUUCUUUGGAACUCCAGAUGAGGCUCAGGAGUCAGUGAAAGGCUCGAAGGGAAUGGAUGUUCCGAUCAUGUUCCUAUCUCGUGAGCUAGCCAAUGUUUUCCUCCAACGGUUCUUGUCGUCCUUAUACACAUUGGUCUCGUUUCGCUCGAAAGAGUCGUUUGAACGGGAGCUAGACUAUCUGUAUAGCCCUGCGCCUGGGGCUCGUUCAGACACUUGGGGCCACUGUAUGCUCCUGCUGGGCCUGGCUAUGGGUGCCUUGGGCACCGAGCAUUAUCGCUGGGGCGAUAUCCUGUACGACCGGGUCAAAGCAAUAUGCGGCCCAUUGGAUGAAAUUGUGAACGUUGAAACGGUGCAAGUAUCACUGCUCAUGGCCCAUUAUCAAAGCGAGCAAGGUAGACCUAACUCAACGUUUCUUCACUUGGGUGCUGCGUCAAGAAAGGCUUUGUCAGCUGGGCUGCAUAAAGAGGCGCCGCGCCAGGGUGGAGAAUUGAGAGAUAGUGUCCAAGAGAGGAGGACAACGUUUUGGGCUCUGUAUUUCUACGAAACCUGGUUCUGUUUUCACCUAGGGCGUCCCUGCUCCUUGUCAUUAAGGGAUGUCGGUAUUGAACUUCCAGAGAAUCCUUUCCUGCGUGCUUUAACUUACGUGGCCAAAGUGAUUGCUCGCCUAGCAGAUGAGAUGUUCGGGCAUCACCAUGACUCGCUACUGCAAAUGUGGAAACUUGCUAGAUCUAUCACAGAUGAUUACAGAACGUAUGAGCAACAAAUGCAACAAGCUAUUGGCGCUGGAUUGGAUACAUGUCCUCAGCAAGGGCUUCUUGGCGUACAGCAGACGAUAUUAACGACUAUCUACUAUCACACUGUUCUCUUAACGUUCCGUCCGUUUUUAAUUUUCCGCGGCCGAUGGCAGGAAGAUAUGAAGGGCCCCUCACAACAUGGAGGCAAUCGCCCAACUGAAGCUCCCGCGUGGUUGAACGAGGCCUGCAAUAAAGCUCUUGGAGCCGCGUGCAAAACAAUUCAGUUUCUAAGUGAAGCGGCUGUUGCCAAUGAGCUUGUCAGAGAACUCCGUUAUCAUGGCUAUUUUCUAGGAAGCGCCUCAUUCGCCAUAAUCUAUGACUUGAUGCAUGGUAAAAACCUUGCCUCCACCCAUCUUCCCUGGAUCUAUGCCGCUCUUCACAGUCUUGCAACCAUGAGAGCGGGUGAUCCCAUCAAGAGCACCAUAGCAGCUAUUCAAACUGUUCUCAAAAAGCUCAACCCCUCUUACGAGUGGAUCCCUCCCAAGGGGCUUAACCCUAUCCUGGACGAGCAGUUUUCCACCGUGCGGCUAUACUCCACUGAUAUUCCAACAUCCCAAGCACAAACUAUACUGGAGCCCUCCUCACCGGAAGUACCGCUGCAGCCCUUGCAAACUGGAAAUGGUCUCCCAAUCCUGUCCGACUUCCAGAACAAUUCCUUGCAGGCAGGCUUUAACCCUCCCUGUGGUGGUGUUGGGAGCGGCGAGGACCUGUUGGACCUCACCUUGUCUGAUAUGGGAUGGGACUUUGAUUUUUCAACGAUGGACCUGGAGACGUUCUUUUCCAUUUAUCCGCAUGUGGAGACUCCGACUGGAUAACUGCUCAUGUUAGAAUGCAUUGUAUUCAAUAUCUGGCGGGCGAGAUUGCGGUUACUAUUCUAAUGUUGAUCUCUGAAAAGGGUGGUGGUUCAUCAUAAAAGUACUAAUCUUGAUACUCUUUCAUAAUGCGUCACUCAACCACUCCCUAACGCCAAUUGCUGAGCCAAACCAAUUUCCCCAUAGAACCGGUAACCGACGUAUUCAAUCUCUAAGUCAUUUGCAUGUGAUCAACCGCAGUCUCGGAAUAUCAGAAAAGCAAAACAUUUUACGAUUGACUUGAAUGACACAGACAUCACUGCCUAUAGAUUGGACUAUGACGUUCCGGGCCGGCAAGCAAAUUCAGCUAAGCUGUGUCUUUG
Molecule: messenger RNA, 2513 nt
Organism: Aspergillus alliaceus
Lineage: Eukaryota; Fungi; Ascomycota; Eurotiomycetes; Eurotiales; Aspergillaceae
Product: Zn(II)2Cys6 transcription factor
Exons: 5
Coding region: 55-2154 (699 amino acids)
Biological process (GO): positive regulation of transcription from RNA polymerase II promoter by galactose; DNA-templated transcription
Cellular component (GO): nucleus
Molecular function (GO): DNA-binding transcription factor activity, RNA polymerase II-specific; zinc ion binding; RNA polymerase II cis-regulatory region sequence-specific DNA binding
Source: RefSeq, a predicted model, not a curated record